AUGUUUCAAGCACAAUCUCUGCAACAUUUUGGUAAUGGGGCAAGGCAAGAAGAUCGAACUUAUUUUGAUCCAAGUGCUCCACCACCCUUUAAGAUUGCAGAUAUCAGAGCAGCAAUUCCAAAGCAUUGCUGGAAGAAGAGCACACUGAGAUCUCUGAGUUAUGUUCUCAGGGAUGUCUUAGUGGUCACUGCAUUGGUAGCUGCAGCAAUUGGCUUCAACAGCUGGUUCUUCUGGACGCUCUAUUGGCCUGCACAAGGCACAAUGUUUUGGGCCCUGUUUGUUCUUGGACAUGAUUGUGGGCAUGGAAGUUUUUCAAACAGUUCCAAAUUGAAUAGCUUUGUGGGGCACAUCUUGCAUUCCUCAAUCCUAGUACCAUACAAUGGAUGGAGAAUCAGCCAUAGGACUCACCACCAAAACCAUGGACAUGUUGAGAAGGAUGAAUCCUGGGUUCCGUUAACAGAGGAGGUUUACAAGAAUCUAGACAACAUGACAAGAAUGCUGAGAUACACUUUUCCUUUCCCAAUCUUUGCAUAUCCCUUUUAUUUGUGGAGCAGAAGCCCAGGGAAAGAAGGUUCUCAUUUCAACCCUUACAGCAACUUGUUCUCUCCUGGUGAGAGAAAAGAUGUGGUAACUUCAACCCUGUGUUGGGGCAUCAUGCUUUCUGUGCUUCUCUAUCUUUCCCUAACAAUAGGUCCAAUUUUGAUGCUCAAAGUCUAUGGGGUACCCUAUUUGAUCUUUGUCAUGUGGCUGGAUUUCGUCACCUACUUGCAUCAUCAUGGUUACAAGCAGAAACUACCUUGGUACCGUGGCCAGGAAUGGACUUAUCUAAGGGGUGGUCUUACAACCGUAGAUCGUGACUAUGGUUGGAUUAACAACAUUCACCAUGACAUUGGCACCCAUGUUAUCCAUCACCUUUUCCCUCAAAUUCCACAUUACCAUUUGGUGGAAGCGACUAAUGCAGCAAAAUCAGUGCUUGGAAAGUAUUAUCGUGAGCCUCAGAAAUCUGGACCAUUGCCACUUCAUCUUAUAAAGUUCUUGCUACACAGCAUAAGUCAGGAUCACUUCGUUAGCGACUCUGGGGACAUUGUGUACUACCAGACAGAUCCCAAGCUCGACAAAGAUUCUUGGACCAAGUCCAAGUAA
Molecule: messenger RNA, 1143 nt
Organism: Sphenostylis stenocarpa
Lineage: Eukaryota; Viridiplantae; Streptophyta; Magnoliopsida; Fabales; Fabaceae
Source: the annotation of a GenBank genome assembly